AUGAAGGCCAUUCCAUCUCUUGUUCUCGCCGGUGCCGGGCUGGCGCUCGCAGCCACCGGCAGGUCCUCGGGCCGCCGGGAUGCUUCCCUCUUCAAGCGCACCGGCUACAAUCUCUGCGAGAGCGACUGCAAUCUCGCCGGGAUGGCCUACCCCGACAAGCACACGCUCCAGCUGAUGCUCGAGAACUACUGGUCCGAGCAGUGCCCGCCCAUCUACAUCGGCAGCGACGCAAACGCGCCGACGGCCACGUCAAAGGUGUGCCUCGACAUCAUCGAUGCCGACGUCUACUUCAACUUCUCGUCGUUCCCGGGCUACACGUACCAGGACGCGGUCGUCACCUGGAAGCUGAUCGGCAACCUGGCAACGCCCGACCAGUGGAGCCCGCCGCCGCCGCCGGCGAGCACCGUGUCGUGCGGCCCCAACCCCAGCGGCGACGGCCUGGCGUGCAAGCUGCCCUUCAGCGACAUCCUCGGCGCGUCGGCCUCCAGCAGCAUCGAGGAACUGCUCGCGGGCAUGUGCCCCAACGGCGACAGCGCAGGGCUCGGUCUGUAUCUCGAGUUCGCCGGUGACGUGCUGUCCGCCGCGGACGGCUCGGUCGCCCAGUUCCACCAGUCGCCGCCCUGCACCGCGCGCGACGCCACCGGCCAGUGCACCGCCCGUGACACGAGCUACUCGUACAUCGAGAUGGCCUACCGCUGCUCCGUCUGCGACACCGCCCCGGCCUGCCCGACGUCGACCUCGACUUCGACUUCCUCGACCUCCACCACUACCUCCUCCACUUCCUCGACCUCCUCGACCACCACCACCUCCUCCAGGACGACCACCUCGACGCCCCCGCCCGUCGCCACCAGCUGCUCCGGCGGCACGGCCUUCGGCUACCAGCCGCCGGCGGGGACGACGCCGAAGUCGACGCAGCUCGACACGCUCUCCGGGCAAGGGUGCAACCGGUGGGGGUGGUACAUGACGCCGACGCUGGCGGAGCUGCAGGCAGGCAGCGUGUUCGGGACGCUGUACGUGGGCGCGGGCGGCAACGACAUCAGCAAGGCGACGAACGUGGGCAUCUGGAGCGCGGCGGCCGACGGCGCGGGCCGCGUGACGGUGGUGUACACGCUCAACCCCGGCUACGGGCUCGCCGAGGUCCACGUCGACCUCGCCUGCCUGCCGCUCGCCAAGUGCGCGCCCGGCCAGUACACGUUCGGCCAGUCCGGCCUGCGCGACCUGCCGACCUUCGUUGCUGGUGCUGGCGGCGAGCUCAAAUACCCGAGCUGUCGCGCCGGGUCUAAGGCUGCGCUGAUUGUGCAUGCUGCUGUGGAUGUUAUUGGUGGUGCGUGUAAGUGA
Thermothielavioides terrestris NRRL 8126 is the source of this 1338-nucleotide messenger RNA. RefSeq lists its product as uncharacterized. Lineage: Eukaryota; Fungi; Ascomycota; Sordariomycetes; Sordariales; Chaetomiaceae. The transcript has a single exon. Bases 1 to 1338 code for a protein of 445 amino acids. The record is from RefSeq and is a predicted model, not a curated record.